Messenger RNA from Filobasidium floriforme, 4249 nucleotides. RefSeq lists its product as uncharacterized. The transcript is spliced from 13 exons. Lineage: Eukaryota; Fungi; Basidiomycota; Tremellomycetes; Filobasidiales; Filobasidiaceae. Gene Ontology annotation, molecular function: cysteine-type deubiquitinase activity. The coding region runs from base 201 to 3956 and encodes 1251 amino acids. Gene Ontology annotation, biological process: protein deubiquitination. The record is from RefSeq and is a predicted model, not a curated record.
UUCCCUAUCGACCAACUGCUAGAACGCCAUAUAUCCUGGGUCAAAUCUCAGAGACAAGGAGGAAGAACAGCGUGCAAUAUCCUGCUGGGGGAUCGCCGAACUACAUCAAGCGGAUGUGAGGAAGGAUCGAAGCGAGCGAAACACCCAGUCUCUCUUGGCCCGCAGUUCAGCCCUUCGGAUAUCGCCCCCUCCGGUCCAUCAUGGCAAAAUCGCCUAGUCCCAUCUCCUUCAAGGAGCUACCUCUUGCCGACCUGCGAGCUCAAGCUACCCUCAACGUCGAAGCGAACCAGUUCUCGGCCCAGAGUUGGGUCAGCAACGCGAAGAAGUGUGCGGAGGAAGCUGCCGUAGCAGAACGGGAAGGUAGACAGGAGGAAGCGUUUGUCAAGUAUCUCAAAGCUUGCGGCUUCUUUGAGCUCUUCCUCUCGCAUCGGGAUUACCCGCAGGUCAAGGCGGACCGCGCAGCGAAUCCUCUAUGGCACGACUAUAUGUCGUUCUCUCAGAAUCGGUCUCAGUACCUAGCAAAGGCCAAGGCAAUAGCUGACGUCCUGAAGACGAGAGAUGUCGAGCAAAACCCUGCAAGACCUUCUUUACAGGUCGAGACCACGACUGCUACCCCUCAACAAGCCGAGGAACCGGAUGUCUCUGCAGGGGGCUCGAUCGCCGCAAGAAUGGCAGCUCUACGGGGAGCGGGUAUGCAGGUCCAGACGAGCCAUAAGCGUGUCAGCCGAGAUUUAGGAGGCUCAGCCAGUCCGGGAAUGACACCGGGUAGUGCAGGACUCAACACGGGCACUACUAUGGGCGGUAGUCGAAGUCCCGCAAUGGGCUCAGGAAAGGGGUCUAAUACGCCCGUGGAACAGCCGGGCAGUCGAAGAGGGUCCGUGGCAGGAAUCCAGCCUUAUUCUCCUCAGCCUCAACUCGAUCAAAACAAGACUGGGUCCUCGUUCACUUCGAUAAAGUCGAUGCAUCUGCCCUCCCGACUACAACCGACACCCAAUGAAUCGCAGCAACAAACGCACGAUAACGAUUCGUCCCGUCGAAGCCCUGCCGCGGAUGAAAAGGCAGGCAACGCCGUCUCACCUCGUUCCGCACCAAGAACCUUGCCGAGUGUCCCGACCGUGAGCUCACACCACCACAAAGCGUCGUUGCCGAACCUCCCCUCUUCGCAACCGACUUCGUCUUAUGCAACAUAUGGGCAUCUUUCGAACGGGACGGCUUCCGCCAAUCCGUCUCAAACCGUCACCCCGGUGAGAUCACGUCAAAAUACGGUCUCUUCAGCCGUACCAGAAGAAGAGGACCACAUGGCGCACUUUAGCUCGCAGUUCCCCUCGCUGGAUGAAUUCGAACACAAGCCCGAUUUCGCCAUGCCCGCGCUUUCCUCUGUGAAUGGAGGGGAACGACCAUGGUUGCCAAGACAGAAAAGUGGUAAUGGAAGAACGGUAGAUCGACCAGAUACCAUCACUGAAAGCCGGGAGGACGAAUCGGACGGCUUCAGGAUGCCUCGUCUACCUUCCCCACCCCGGAACAAGCCUGGUCUGUCAGAUACUGUCGGACUCAAUGGCAUGAACGGCUUGGGACCACCUGAUAUUCCUCAACGGCCUUCAAGUUUGCCGAUGCCGGACACCGACACGUUGAACGGGGGACAAACGUCGCCCGGUUUACCCGCCUUGAAACCUGCGAAUGCGAUGGGUCCCCCUCCACUAGCACCGAAACCUCAGUUCAAGACCAACGCUUCCGUGCCGACCAGCGAAAAGCCUGCCGUCAAGCCUUCGCUUCCGUUUACCAAUUCGAUUAUGCCAAGAACUGUAUCGGACUAUCUUGAUAACCCCGCUCUUAAGGUCCUGCUGAUUGACACGAGGUCAUUCAACGAGCAUCAAUCCGGUUGGAUCGGUCAAGAUAUGCAAUUACCGGAUGGGAGGUCGGUUGAUAGUGUCUGGGUCGAUCCAACAAUAUUGCAAAGACAAGGCCUCGACUCUGUCAAGCUGGAGAGCGCCUUGUCUCUUCAGCCCUCAGCCGAACAGCGAGCGUUUGAAAGACGAAAAGAUUACGAUCUGGUUGUGAUAUACGACUCCGCCUCCAAGGCGUUUCCGGCAAAAGGAGCGAAUGCAACCGCGCCGUCCACCCUCUUUUCAAUCAUCUUCGAGAAAGAGUUCAAAUCGUCAAAGACGCUAGCGAGGAGUCCGGUCUUGCUGGUUGGCGGUUUUGAAGCGUGGUCAGACGAGCUGCGAAAACGGGCACAGAAUGGUGUCGGUCCUGCCAACGGGUAUACACAGGCCUCGAAAGGCCCUCCGCCCGCAUUACCUGUCAAAAAGACGAGUCUGCCGCCGGCAGGUCUUUCGAGUCCGGGAUCUCCGGAUUUCGGACGUUCAUCACGUAGAGAAACUGGAGUCUAUCGCUCAUCUGCAUACUCUCGAGACAUCACAGAGAACUUUGCUGGAGCUUACCCGCAGUCAAUGGCGGGAUAUGGCGGUGGCGGCUAUAAUGGUCAACCUAUGAUACCGUCUUCUCUCCAAGCCGGACCCUCGAGACAGCCAUCCAGCUAUAACCGAGAACUAGAAGGCGGCCCCAAGCCUCCACCUCCUGUUUCGAGUAACAAUUCGCCCGGACCGUUGACGCGCCGCAGGAGCGACUAUAUAGAACACGCCACUCAGCCCUACUCCGGUUAUGUGGAUCGCUCUUCUCGCCAAAAUUCGAUCUCUUACCCAAACUUAGCCCAACCGCAGAUGCCGCCUCCGGCUGCUUCGUCAACAACGACUCGACAAGAGUCUAGGCCGCAAGCUCCGAGAUCCGAAUCGAUCAUAUCGUUUGACGGGCUUUCGAAACUCCCGGAUCAAGACGAUAUGUUGUAUUGGAGCGACGUAGGUCUUGGUAUUUCUGGCUUGAAGAACCUCGGCAACACGUGUUAUAUGAAUUCGACGUUGCAAUGUUUGAGCGCGACAUUCCCACUGGCGCGCUUCUUUCGGGAUGGCAGUUUCAAAAGAGCUAUCAACACGGUGAACCCAUUGGGCACGAAAGGAGAUCUCGCGAAAGCCUUCGCGACACUUGUGUCCAUGUUGUGGGCAGAGAGCUACACGUUCCUUUCGCCGGUCACCUUCAGAAAAUCGAUCAGCACGUUUGCACCAUCAUUUGCCGGUACAGAGCAGCAAGAUUCGCAAGAGUUCCUAAGUUUCUUGCUCGAUGGUCUGCACGAGGACCUGAACCGCAUAAAGAAUCGACCACCCCCAGUAGAGAUGACACCUGAACGGGAAGCGGCCCUGGAGACCUUACCACCAUCUGUGGCAGCAGAGAAGGAAUGGCGCAUCUACAAGCAGCGGAACGACAGCUUUGUGGUGGACUUGUUUCAGGGGCAAUACCGCAAUAGGCUCGAGUGUCUCACUUGCCACAAAACGUCGACCACUUACGACACGUUCAUGUACCUGUCACUACCCCUGCCGAGCCAAAAUUCAAAGAUCUCGGUUUAUGAGUUGAUUGACGACUUCACAAAACCGGAAAUCCUGGACGGCGACGACGCAUGGCACUGCCCGCGAUGCAAACAACCUCGAAGAGCUUCCAAGACGCUUAGUAUCGCUAGGCUCCCACCUGUGCUUCUGAUACAUUUCAAGCGAUUCAUUGCAAGGCGUGGCGGGUUGUUUUACGACAAGACGGAAACAUCGGUGAUCUUCCCGGCAACCAGGGAAAGCCCUCUGGACCUUACUAGGUGGAUGCCAGACGAUGCAAACCGUGGCGGACAUCCUGCUGAACCUCUGCAGAUGACGGGACCAUACAAGUAUGAACUGUUCGCCUUGAGCAAUCAUCAGGGCAACAUGAGUAACGGACAUUACACCGCUUUUGUGAAAUCGUCAAAAGGUGCCGGUGAGAAAAAUUGGAUGUACUGUGACGAUAGCAAAAUCACACAGCAUACUGUCAACGACGUAGUGGUGAGUGGACGAUCCGAAGACAAUCAACUCUUGAGGUACUGAUAGAUAGACAUCUAUGAUUAGGCUCGACCGGACAAGGCAUAUAUCUUGUUUUACAAACGGAUGCAGACUUAGGACAGUUCGCUCAGAUAAAGAGGUUUACAAAAUUGGUGUAUAAAGAGGCGUUGUAUAUCGGUAUCAUUCAUGCAAGUCCAUCUGAUUGUGAGCAAGUGCUACGACUCUGCGCUAUCGUGGUUCGUGUAUGAUAGCUGUGUGUUUGGUAGGGGGUGAUGUCACGGCAGAGUACGUCUCCAUAUGCCUUUGGUCUGGCUGGGCAUGUUUGGGCUCAAAGCGGU